Galdieria sulphuraria is the source of this 2085-nucleotide messenger RNA. RefSeq names its product anaphase-promoting complex subunit 3. The coding region runs from base 27 to 2015 and encodes 662 amino acids. The transcript is spliced from 5 exons. Gene Ontology annotation, biological process: cell division. NCBI's taxonomy places the organism in Eukaryota, Rhodophyta, Bangiophyceae, Galdieriales, Galdieriaceae. The record is from RefSeq and is a predicted model, not a curated record. Gene Ontology annotation, molecular function: protein binding.
GCGCGCGCUUUUUUUGCGCCAGUUCUAUGAAAGCUUUUGAUGGUUCCGAGUUACUCCUCAUACAAGGAGUCCAAAAUUCACUUCAUUAUUGUUUAUAUUCCAACGCCAUUUUUCUUGCAGAACGUCUAUUCGCCUUGAGAAAGUGUGAAGAGACCGCCUACUUGUUGGCAACGAGUUGUAUUCGUCAAAACAAAGUACAUAGAGCUUCUGCUGUACUUACUGGAUGUCAGUCGCCUGAAAAUCGAUAUUUGGCAGCGUGGUGUUUUUUUGAACAAAACAAGUUGAGAGAAGCAGAGGAUUCGUUACGAUGGAACGAAAAAGAAGAAGAAAUACCUGGAAAAGCUGCAGGUCACUACCUAUUGGGUUUAAUUUAUCAACGUUCGAAUAGGAAGAACAAAGCAAUCGAUCAGUUUAAGAAAUGUUUGGAAAAGGAUGCCACGUUAUGGAUGGCAUAUGUGGCGUUAUGUGAAUUGGGAAGUAGUCCAGAUCCUGAUACCUAUUUUUCAAAGGAAGACUGGACGUUGUUGUCUACACAAGUUGGGCCAUCGGCAGAGGCUGGUCCAAACCAGCCACUGGGUUUGUCUUGUUUAUCAUCAACUUCUGUGGAAGCUCCUUCGAUUUCGUCUGGGAAACAACUUCCCCCACAAAUUAUAGGAAGAACGAGUGAAGAAGAAGACUACAAUACGCCUUAUCAACGUCAAACACCCAAACGUCUUGCAUCACCUUCACGAGUGUCACAUAUCACCUUGACGAACCCCAAUUUGCAAACAAACGUUUUGGAUAAAUCGGGUGACUUUCGAACACCUUCCCCUGAAGCCAAAGUCAUAGGAACCCUAAGGUCCAAUGGCCCGCCUUCUGUUCGAAGAAACAACAAACCGCUAGCGACACCCUCAAGUCAACAGGAAACCAUUGGAAGUUUACGCAAAUUGGGUCGUUUAUCAUUUUCCUCCCGAAGUUCAGACCGCAUGGCUGUGGAACGUGUUGUGUCAUCGGGAGAAGAACGAAAUAUGGCACAUGAUAGCUUUUCAGUCAUGAGACUUUUUAGAAUAUUAGGAAAAGCUCAAUUACUUUUAUCAUUAUUUUGUAGUGAGGAGGCCAUUCAAACUUUAGAGGGACUUCCUCCUGCACAAUAUCAGACUGGUUAUGUACUAAGUAUGGUCGGUAGGGCAUAUUAUGAAUUGCUGGAUUACAACAGUGCCUUGCAAACUUUUGAACAAUGCCAACAUCUAGAUUUCACUUAUACGGAUGGUCUUGAAUAUUUUUCAUCCGUCAUGUGGCAUCUUCGCAUGGAGACCGAACUUAGUUUCCUAUCACAAUAUCUUUUAUCUGUGGAUAGAAACUCUUCUUCUGCUUGGUGUGCUAUGGGCAAUUUAUUCUCUCUACAAAAGGAUCCCGACACAGCCAUCCGUUGUCUCAAACGUGCAGUUUUACUUGCACCUCGUUCAUCCUAUGCUCAUGCACUUAUUGGACAUGAGUAUAUUUUUAAGGAAGAUUAUGAUGCCGCCAUGGCUUCUUUUAGAACUGCAUUGGCAAUCAGUGAACGCGAAUAUCACGCAUGGUAUGGUUUGGGACAAGUCUUUCACAAACAAGAAAAGUACAAGCUCGCAGAUUAUCAUUAUCGUUGUGCUAUCAAAAUCAAUCCACGUUCAUCCCUUCUUUAUUAUCAUUUGGCCAAUGUUUGUUAUUCAUGUAAAUCCUACAACGAAGCUUUGGAAGCUUAUGACAAGGCGAUAGAGUUGAAUGCUAAGAACUAUGUAGCACGUUUUGAGAGAGCCAAGUUGUAUUCUAAGAUUCAACGUCAUAGGGAAGCAACUGAAGAAUUGAUAGAACUGAGUAAUUUGGUUCCCAAGGAGCCCGCUGUACAUUAUCUUUUAGGAAGAUUGGCGAAAAACGGUGGAGAUAGGAAGUUGGCUAUGCAGUAUUUUAUGUUUGCUCUUGACUUGGAUCCCAAGUCACGGUUAUACAAACAUUGCUUGGAAAAUAUCGAUGCACCGGAUGAUCCAGAAGACUUGUGAUUACUAUUUUACAUACCUAUGCUUAGCACAAGUUAUAUAUGCAAAUGGAAAUAAAACUGGAAUAGCUUUU